Cornus florida is the source of this 4546-nucleotide messenger RNA. RefSeq names its product cuscuta receptor 1-like. Gene Ontology annotation, molecular function: protein binding. NCBI's taxonomy places the organism in Eukaryota, Viridiplantae, Streptophyta, Magnoliopsida, Cornales, Cornaceae. The record is from RefSeq and is a predicted model, not a curated record. The transcript is spliced from 7 exons. The coding region runs from base 1 to 3021 and encodes 1006 amino acids.
AUGGAAGCGAUCGAAGAAUUGGCCAAACUUUCCGAUUCGAUGCGACAAGCAACUGCUUUGCUUGCCGAUGAAGACAUGGACGAGCAUUCUUCGAGGCGACCUUCCACGUUCCUUAACAUUGUUGCUCUCGGCAAUACGGGUGAAGAAAUCACAGAUUGCUGUGAAUGGGAAGAUGUUGAAUGCAAUGCCACCACACAUCGCAUCAUCAAACUUUCACUUAAUUCUGAAAGGAAUUAUGAGUUAGGAGCUUGGUAUUUAAACACCUCAGUGUUUCUUCCCUUCGAAUCACUCAUAAGCCUGGAUUUAAAUCACAAUGUUUUACACGGCUGUAUUGAGAAUGAAGGUUUUGAAAAACUAUCAAGGUUGAGCAAUCUACAGAUCCUUGAUUUGAGUUUCAAUCACUUCAAUAACAGCAUCCUGUCUUCUCUAAAUGGACUUUCAUCUCUCAAGGCCCUAAAACUAAGAGGAAACUACUUGAUUGGGCAAGUUUACAUUCAACAUUUUGAUGGUCUGAAAAACUUGAAGGAGCUGGACAUAAGUUUUAAUGGUUUUGAUAGUAUUGUGGCCAAAGAAGGACUUCCAUCACUGAAGACACUGUCUAUGAUACGAGUGAGGAAUAUAACAAUUCAUAGCAAAGAGUUGCAAAAGCUUAGGAAUAUGGAAAACUUGUACUUGGAUUAUGCUACUCUCAGUAAUGACUUCCUACCAAGCAUUCAAGUGAUGACUUCUCUUAAAGUGCUGUCACUACGAGGUUGUGGACUGACCGGCACCUUACCUUUUCCAGGGCUCUGUGAACUGAAGAAUCUUCAGGAGCUUGACCUGCAAGAUAAUAAAAUAGAGGGUGACUUACCUCGAUGCAUGGAAAACUUGACAUCACUUCGGUUGUUGGAUCUCUCUUUCAAUCAUUUUACUGGGAAUAUUGCAUCAUCUCCACUUAUUCAUCUUACCUCUCUUGAAUACCUUGCCCUUUCACACAAUUACUUCAAAAUCCCAAUCUCCUUUCGAUCAUUUUUCAACCACUCAAAACUGAAGGUCAUUGACAGCCUGAACAAUGAAUUAGUGGUCGACACAGAGUUUGAUCAGACCUUGGCAGUCCCAAGUUUUCAACUAGUUGGCAUCCGUUUAUCUGAUCGUGAAUUUGGCAAUGUCCAAAAUACUACUGGAGCCUUUCCCAACUUCCUCUACUACCAAAACGACCUCCAAAAAGUUGAGCUCUCUCGGAUAAACUUCAAGGGGAAGUUUCCAAAUUGGUUGUUUGAUAACAAUACAAGGUUGGUUACACUUCUUUUACCAGAUAAUUCUUUCACUGGACAUUUUCAGUUGCCACUCCUUCCAAAGACACAGCUUCUAGCACUGGACAUCUCCAACAAUUACUUCCAUGGCCAUAUUUCAAAGGACAUUGUUAAGGCUUUUCCAAGUUUAGAAUUCUUAAAUAUGUCUCAAAAUGGCUUUGGAGGUCCUAUUCCUUCUUCAUUAGGUGAUUUGUCCGCUCUGGAGUAUCUGGACUUUUCCUAUAAUCAACUUUCCGAUGUAAUACCAGGCCAGUUGGCCAUGGGUUGCUUCUCCUUGAUAUACUUGAAACUUUCACAUAACAAUUUGCAAGGCCCAAUAUUACCAAGAAAAAGUAACUUGACUAUGUUGGAGUUUUUAUACCUGGACCACAAUAACUUUACAGAGAUCUCAAAUAGCUUGUCCAACAGUUCUAAUUUGUGGGUGUUCAACAUAAGCCAUAAUCAUUUGUCAGGCAAGCUACCUGGGUGGAUGGGAAGUAUGUCACUACUGUUGGGGAUUGUUAUGUUCAAUAAUCAUCUCCAAGGUCCUAUUCCAACUGAAUUUUGUCAGAUUGGUGAUCUUUGGAUUCUUGACCUCUCUGAGAACAAUAUUACUGGGACUGUACCUUCGUGCUUCAACCAAUCAGAUAUGAUGCAUGUUCUUCUAUCUAAAAAUAGGCUGCAAGGACCAUUGCCAUGUGCAUUUGACAACAUGAGCUCAUUAGUGACCUUAGAUCUUUCCUAUAACAACUUAACUGGUCACAUUCCGAACUGGAUUGGAACCCUUUCUAGUUUGAGCCGUCUUCUCUUAAAAAAUAAUCGCUUUGAGGGCAAGAUCCCUAUCAAUUUAUGCCGCUUGUCGAAUUUGAGUUUGAUUGAUCUUUCUGAUAAUAACUUUUCUGGUCGUAUUCCUCCUUGUUUGAGUGACAUCAGUUUUCAUGGAUCACCUCGGAAUGCUAUACCGUGGUAUACUGCCACAGUACUUCCAUAUUUACAGUUCACAACAUUACCCUUGGGCGAUCUGAAAAUGACAUCAAAAAUCAACCCAUUUGAAGAUUUAAGUAAAUAUGAUGGUCCAAAUACACACAUAACGUUCACAAUAAAAGGAACGAUCCGUUUUUACAAGGGAAUCAAUCUUCAACUCUUUUCAGCAAUUGAUCUCUCCUGCAACAAAUUGACUGGCCACAUACCACAUAAAUUUGGGAGCCUAGGCGGAAUCCAAUCGCUUAACUUGUCUCACAAUGGCCUAUGCGGAACCAUCCCAACAACGUUUUCAGACCUGGAUAGCAUAGAGAGCUUAGACCUCUCCUUCAACAACUUGAGUGGGAAAAUCCCUCCACAGCUUACUGAGCUAAACUUUCUAGCCUCGUUCAAUGUGUCAUACAAUAACCUAUCGGGCAACAUACCACGGAGUCCAAAUUCUCCCCAGUUCGAUACAUUUGAUAACAGUAGCUACAUCGGAAAUCCACUUCUUUGUGGACCACCAGUUUCAAGAACUUGCACCGCCAUUGAACCACCGAGAGUCAUCAUGAAUAGCAGUGAAGUGAAUUAUGGCUUCAUGGACAUGGAAUCUUUCUAUGUGUGCUUCACAGUGUCCUACAUCACUAUGUUCUUAGGGAUUGUUGUUGUUUUUUACAUCAAUCCCUACUGGAGGCGGGCAUGGAUUCAUCUAAUUGAGGUGUGUGUCACUUCUUGCUUCUACUUUGUUCGGGACAAUUUUGGAAAGGUAUUUUGUCAGGGAAAUAAUUAGAUAUAUGUGUCUUAUGGUGGUUAUAUGUAAACCCUUUCUGUUUUUUUUUUCCUUCCUUUUCAGUGCUGCUUUCAAGCUCAAAAUAAAUAACAUCUUGUAGUUAUUACCAAACCUAUUUGGUUGAUUGAAUAAUAAUUUAGUAAUUCAAAAUUUCUAUGUUCUUCCAUAGACUAUAUUGUUAGUACUUUAAUUUUACGUACACUGCAUUUGAUUCUAUUGGUUAAGUUUUGUAUCAACCGGUUAAUAAUGAUUUUGCUCCAAUAACACGGAAUAUGUAACAAUGAAAAAUGCCAAUAUUUAAAAAUGUGUAGUGCAAAAAAACUCCUCCAUUAUCGAUAUAGUGCAAAAUAGUUCUGUCUAGUGUAUAACACCCUUAUACAAUUGAUUUGGUGCAAAUAGUCCCUGAAGACUUAAAAUAACAAUAAUACCCUCAUAUAGUAGAAUAAAUUAAUAAGUAUAAAUACAAGCCAUGUAAAAUGACCAUUCUGUCCAAUUUGGGUACAAUUUUGUUUGUUUGGGACAAAAAAAAAAUAAACCCCGUUUUGUCCAAGAAUGGGAUAAGCUAAACCAAACAACCCCAAAAUCGGAUAUAAUAAAUCACAAACCAAACACUCGCAAUCCAUAGAAUACACCCUUAACUUUUCUUUCCUUCUUAGAAAAAAAAAAAAAAAUUUAAAAAAAUUUCCAAAAAAAUUAAUUUUCCUUCCUUCCGAAUUUUUUCUUAUUAGUUCUUGAUAAUUCCUGCACUUAAAGGGACAGAUGAUUGUUCUGCCCAUAGAAAAUUCAUACCCUUGUUCUCUUAUAUCACCAAUAUCAAGUUCAAGAUCUUUCAAAUUAAGCAUCUACGAGUUCAUCAAAAAACCCUUACCCUAAUGUAUCAUCCACCUUUAAAAAUCCUAAAAAUAACCCUUCUACAUUUAUUGGACUUGCUAAAUCAUUUGCACAUCUUAAUAUAAGUGACAUUUUCUCUUCAUGACUUGCAUCCGGAGUACAAUCAAGAAUAACUGAAAAUUAUUUUGCUUCUAAAACCCUUUUAAUGAUUUACACAUUUGAUUUCAUCUGAUAUCCGAAGAAUAAAUUCAUUUUGAAUUUUGUGACUAGGCCCACUAGGGCAAUGAUAAUGAAUUUCUUUAUCUUGAAUUCGACGAAUGUGCUAUUUCAUUAUGUUUAAAAAGUUUCCAUUAUUUUCUUCAUAAAGCUUCUCAUUGUCUCCACAGAAUGCUAAACAAUUUUUAGUUAGUAAGAGUUUUCACAACAUUUAUUAUUCUUAGUAAUACUUGCCUCCAAUAUUAUCUGUCUUUGUUGAUUUGUUCUUCCACACUUUUAUCGAUUGUUGCAUUUUUUCAUAAUUUGAUUUCCAAUUUAAUCCAAAUGCUUAGAUAGAAAUACAAUUUAUUAUGACGUCACUAGGGGCGAUCUCAAGGUGAUCGUGAUUUCAUUAGUCUGAGAUGAAAUCCUUUUUAGAAAUUGCAAAGAUUCUAAGAAUUUCACUUUGUGGGGAUGUGAAGUCGGCAGUUCCUCAUCG